This is a messenger RNA of Toxoplasma gondii ME49, 3812 nucleotides long. RefSeq names its product beta-catenin family protein 1, putative. Bases 1320 to 3227 code for a protein of 635 amino acids. The transcript has 13 exons. NCBI's taxonomy places the organism in Eukaryota, Apicomplexa, Conoidasida, Eucoccidiorida, Sarcocystidae. The record is from RefSeq and is a predicted model, not a curated record. Gene Ontology annotation, cellular component: spliceosomal complex.
CGAGACGAGAACGUCAAGCUGACGCGGCGCGGCAAAACGGUAGAGGGAUUUCCGGUCCUUUUUGGCUUUCUUUUUCGCGUACGCGUUUCCUCUUCGUCCCCGCAAAAAAGAAAUCGAUUCACUUCCCGUUCGGAGGAAAGCUGUGUCAAAACUCGCGCGCCGCUGCCGCACACUCUCUCCCCUGCAUUUUCUCCUCUUCGGUUUGAAAGAGACCCCCGCUCUUCUGGGAGUUCUUCUAGUUCCGCGUUCAGCCGAGCGCUCUCUGAGAGCAUGGAGACCGAGUGAGAUCAGGUCCGGAUGUCUCUCUUUUCAAUCGUUCUUUGGAAAUGGCAAGGAAACUCAUCCGUCGGGAGCACCUGGAGAGGAGACUUUCCCCCUCUUUUUUUUUAACGCGCCUUAGCAACGCCAGAGUUCCUUCUCCCUCUCCCGGACUCUCCGUCCGUGCAUGUGGGCACUCAACUUUGCUUUUCUGGGUGGAGGUUGCCCUGAAGCUGGCGUUUCAAGCUUCAUUUUUCCAUCCCCUUUCUGUCUGGUCUUUUGCUCCUCUUUUCUGCCGGGGAAUAUCUGGCGUCAACCUCUCUUUCUCUGUCCACCCUUCUCUCCCCUUUGCUAGCCGCCGUGCAUGCGGAUGGAACAGAGUCUCUCCUGCUGCGGCCGAGACCGGAAGAGAAAAGAGAGAAGAGACAGAAGAGACAGAAGAGAGAACGAAAAGAGAGAAGAGAUCGACGGGAGGGAAGCCGACGCGGCUCCGACAGAGUGGCGGCGUCGUCUUUUUUUCCUGCUUCUCUGCACUCUGGACGCUUGUUUCUCUUCUCUGGAGUCUCUCGACUUCUGCUGCUCUCUCUGAGACCUUUUAGUAUCAUCUCGCGUCUGCUUUUCUGCUUCUCUUCCGACACUCACUUUUUCGUUUCUUCCUUUUCGUUUAACCGCAAACGCUGCCGGGAAUCAGAGGCUCUUGACCAAUCUGUGUCGCCUCUCUUGUCAUUCGUUUUUCUCUCGACUUUCGGUCCAUCGCCUCCUCUCCUCUCCCUUCCUUGUAGAGUUCAUUCUCUCUCCCAGUCUUGAGCGUUUUCCCUUCUCUUUCUCGAACCCAUUUUCCUGUUUCUGUGCUUCUGUCGCUUGCCAUUUCGUCUUUUUCUCUGUCUCUCUUCCUUCCCCGUCUCCUUUCUUCUUCGCUUUCCUUUCUCGUCGUUCCGCCACCUCGUUCUCUCGUUUUCUCUCUGUAUAUCCAGUUCCGUCCUUUUUUUCGCCUGUUUUUUCCUGCCUUUCCCCCUUUUUUUCUCUUUUUUUCUCAUUUUUCCACUUUUUUCGCUUUUGCGAUGGAGUCGAUCAAGGCCGGCAUCGUGCCGCCUUCGCUGGCGAAGGACAUGCCCCCCGCGCCGCCCGGCGUCUCGCAGGAGCUGCCGAGCGCCCCCGUAGCGUUGGCAGAGAAAAAGCCAGAGCUCGACCUUGCUCUGCUCCCCGACGAAAUCGAUGAGGAGACAGUGAAGAAAAUUCUCGACCAGGCCGACGAGAUGCAUGUAGAGGUUCUGACGGAGGCGAAUCUACGCCGAGCCGUCGCCCAGCUCGAGAGGCGCAUCAAGAAAAACCAACAGGACAGAAUUCGACAUGCAGAAGAUCCUGAAAAAUGGAUAAAGAGCGAAGUGGAUUUGGAUGAGGAAAUCAAAAGGUGGAAGCAGCUGGCGGCGGACCCUGCGCUGUAUCCUCUCUUCAUUGAAGCGCGGGGCCUGGAACUUCUUCUCUCUUUGCUGAACCACAGCAACCAGGACAUCCAACUUGAAGUGAUCGACGUUCUCGCAGAAUUUACGGACGCCGACACUCUCGCGGAGUGCAAAAAUCCUCAAGAGAUUCUCAACAAGUUGGUUGAACACCAGCUUCCUGAGUUGACGGUCGAGACUCUCCAGCGGAUCAACGAAGAGAGUGGAGAAGACGAACAGCGCGGCGUCUCGCACUGUCUGUCGAUCGUCGAAAAUUUGUUGGAGUCGGAGCCGAGCCUCGCAGGGAAGUUCACGAAGUUUCACAAGCUCCCGAACUGGCUGCUGCGUCGCGUACGAAACCCAGUGGGCGGCCAGCCGACAGCGUUCGACUUCAAUCGACUUUACGCGAGCGAAAUUCUCGUCGUUCUUCUGCAGAACUCGGCGGAAGCACGGGAGAGUCUCGGCGCGAAACAGGGUGGCGACGCCGUCGACAAACUCCUCAGGGCCGUCGCGGUCUACAGGAAAAGAGAUCCUGAGUCCUCGCAGGAAGAAGAAAUGGCGCAAAAUCUGUUCGACGCGCUGUGCAGCCUUCUGCUCGUACCCGCGAACAAGGAGCUUCUCGGCAAGCAGCAGGGUAUAGAGCUCAUGCUCCGCAUCGUCAAAGAGAGAAGGUUUUUCUGUUCGCAAGCGAUCAAAGUUUUGGACUUUGCCUUGCUAGCAUGCCCGCCGAACUGUCAGAUUUUCGUGGAGAAGCUCGGCCUCAAAUUUCUCUUUUCGAUUUUCAUGAAGAAGGCGAGACCGAGUCACCAGAAGAAACGGAACAAAGCGCAGGAAAGACGGGAUGAAGAGCACGCGGUCUCGAUCAUCAAUUCUCUCUGUCGCGGGUGCAGCGGAGUUGCGACGGCGAGGGUGUUAAACAAGUUCAUGGAAAAUCAGUGUGAAAAGUUGGAGAGACUCCUGGAACUGCACGACGCGUACCAGGCACAGAUCGACGCCUUUUUCGCCAGGCGCGAAGAAGAAAAAAGAGACGAAGACGACGAACUCACCAAGCAAUUGGAGAUCGACGACGAGGAAAGGAAAUACCUCGACGCAUGUGAUCACGGUCUCUUCACUCUUCAACAGAUCGACUCGGUCAUCGUGCGUCUCGCCAACAUGGGGAACGCGUUGGUGACGAAGCGCCUGGUGGAUCUUCUGAACAUGAGAAGCAUCGACACCCGGCAAAUUCACAAGGUGGUGACAGAUUUUACAGAGCACAUGGAUGAGAAAGCGGCGACGGAACGCGCGCGCCUCCUCCACCUGCUCAAGCGCUUCGAGGAGAUCUACGACGCCGGCGGCGUCGUCGUGGCGGAAGAAGAAGAAAGCAUGGAGGAGGACACCGACGAAGAAGAAGUGGAACGAGAAAGGGAGAAAGAAGAGAGAGAAAAGGAGAAAGAAGAAAAAGAACGAGAACGGCGGCUCAGGUCGGAGAAGAACCGUAGAGACCGAGACGACGACAGAGAUCGACACAAACGCCGCAGAAGAGAUGACUGAGGAAACGCAAGAGGGAAGACGAACAAGCGGGAGAACAAGAAACAGAGAAGGAGAACAAGAGGGAGAACAAAGAAGAACGGCGGCAGAGACAGCAGGGACGUGAGAGAUUGACGAAACUGAGGUGCCUAUGGAAAAGAAGGAAAGCGGUUUCUUCUAAACAAGUCUGUAUUCAAGACUCCGGCAAUAUACAUCUACGUUUAUCUGGUUUUUCUCUGUCAUGUUCUUUCUCUUUGUCCGUUUCGUGCUGUCCCUCUUGCGGCGUUGCGUCUCGCUUUUUUCGAGGGGAUUUCUGCUGAGAUUUCGUCUGUUCGACCUCUCUUUUUGGAAGAACUGGAAGCUCCCAGCAGGCGGAAACGGUCGUCUUGCUUUGCCGUUCUUGCGCCAACGUACACUGCGUUGAUUCUCGCUGGAGCGUGGUGUUCCGCGCCUUCGUUACCCGUGGAGACUGCUUCCAAUGAACAAGAAGCUGAAAUUCAAUCUCGCGCGUCAAUCGUUUUUGGCUCUCAUUGUCGUCUCCAGAGAGUAUGUCGCGAUUCGAGUCAUUAGUCGGACGGGUCGCUUCAAAUGUCUCCACGAGUCGCGGUC